AUGGCCCCGAAGAGACUCGUUUACUCUGGGGAUCGAGUCGUACUACUAGCACUUUAUCUCCAACGCCUGCGUGUAAAACACCUACUCGAACGAAAAGAGAAAAAAGAAAAAUUUGUCCACUUGCAGAUAGCGCUCGUCCUCGCCAUGGCACUGGCCGCGGCCCACUCCAGUGUGAUCCCAGCAGCCCCGGUGGCAUACGCAGCCGGCCCGGCGCCUGUGGUCGCAAAAAUCGACGACUACGACCCCCAUCCCCAGUACUCGUACGCCUACGACGUCCAGGACUCCCUGACCGGGGACUCCAAGGCUCAGUACGAGACCCGCGAUGGUGACGUGGUCAGAGGCAGCUACUCCCUCAUCGAGGCCGAUGGCACUCGCCGCAUCGUCGAGUACACCGCCGACCCCGUGAACGGAUUCAACGCCGUGGUGCACAGAGAACCAGCCGUUAUCAAGGCCGCGGUGCCUGCCGCGCCGCUCAGGGUCCAUCCGUUCUUCCACUGA
Messenger RNA from Copidosoma floridanum, 498 nucleotides. RefSeq names its product larval cuticle protein A3A-like. The record is from RefSeq and is a predicted model, not a curated record. Gene Ontology annotation, cellular component: extracellular matrix. Lineage: Eukaryota; Metazoa; Arthropoda; Insecta; Hymenoptera; Encyrtidae.